Pseudophryne corroboree (corroboree frog) is the source of this 9826-nucleotide messenger RNA. It is a transcript of the gene NOTCH1, whose product is annotated as notch receptor 1. Gene Ontology annotation, cellular component: membrane. The transcript has 34 exons. The record is from RefSeq and is a predicted model, not a curated record. NCBI's taxonomy places the organism in Eukaryota, Metazoa, Chordata, Amphibia, Anura, Myobatrachidae. Gene Ontology annotation, biological process: cell differentiation; multicellular organism development; regulation of developmental process. Gene Ontology annotation, molecular function: calcium ion binding; signaling receptor activity; Notch binding. Bases 734 to 8302 code for a protein of 2522 amino acids.
CGCAGCACACAGACACCCAGCUGCCUCUCAGUCUCAGCAUUUGUCUGCAGUGUCACGGAGGAGGCGGAUGGGGACCGUGGCGUGGGGCUGCUGAGAGCAAGAGACACCUGCGGCGGAGGGAUCUCCCUGGCUGGAUACAUUGUGGCAGAGUCUCCCAGGCUGGCUGAUACUUUGUAGCAGAGUUCUACUGGCUGGUCCAUUAUAGCAGAGUCCCCUGGCUGGCUGAUACAUUGUUGCAGAGUCUCCUGGACUGGCUGAUCCAUUAUAACAGGGUCCCCCCCUGGACUGGCUGAUACAUUAUAGCAGAACCCCUAGCUGGCUGAUACAUUGUAGCAGAGUCCCCUCCCCACCACCUGGCUGAAACAUUGUUGCAGAGUCCCCUGGCUGGCUGAUAAAUUAUAGCAGAGUCCCCUGGCUGGCUGAUACAUUGUAGCAGAGUCCCCUCCCCACCACCUGGCUGAAACAUUGUUGCAUAUUCCCCUGGCUGGCUGAUACAUUGUUGCAGAGUCCCUUGGCUGGCUGAUACAUUGUUGCAGAGUCCCCUGGCUGGCUGAUACAUUGUUGCAGAGUCCCUGGCUGGCUGAUACAUUGUAGCAAAGACCUUCUGGCUGAUUCGUUGCUUCUCCCAGGGCUUGGGACGGAUUUACCCCUGGAUUUGGCACCUCCUGCCCGCUGCUGGGAUCGGGCACCCCCAGGACAUAUGUGAUUACAGAGCAGCUGAUAUCCCGGAGGAAUGUAUCGGAUAGGAGUCUCCCUGCUGCUCUGGUCACUGACUGUCCAGACACAAGGUUUACGGUGUAUGCAGCAAACAUGCUUGAACAACGGAAAGUGUGACACCAGCGGGACAGAAUGCAGGUGCCCCAGUUCCCACGUUGGCGACAGGUGCCAGUUUAAUAACCCCUGCACAAGUAGUCCGUGCCUACAUGGAGGAACAUGUAACCCUGAGAUCAAAGGGAAUAACGUGUACUUCACCUGCGCCUGCCCGCUGGGGUACCAGGAUUCGCGCUGUCUCACCCCAAAGGACAACGUGUGUCUCAACAACCCCUGUCGCAAUGGCGGAACCUGCGAACUGAUCACAGUCGAAUCGAAGUACAAGUGCAAGUGUCCCCCUGGAUGGACAGGUGAAACGUGUCAGCAGGCGGACGCGUGCGCUUCCAACCCCUGCGGCAAUGGCGGAUCGUGUGUCCCGUUCGACUCCCAGUAUGUGUGUAAAUGUGUGGAAGGAUUCCACGGCGAAACCUGCAAACAGGACGUCAACGAAUGCAAGCAGAAUCCCUGCAAGAAUGGCGGAGCCUGCGUCAACGAAGUCGGAACGUUUUACUGCAAGUGCAAAAGCAAGUUCACUGGGAAUUACUGCGAGAACCUGUACGUGCCGUGUAACCCGUCGCCGUGCCAAAAUGGCGGGACCUGCCGGCAGACCGACGACACGUCCUACGACUGCACUUGUUUACCAGGAUUCUCCGGUCUGAACUGCGAGGAAAAUAUUGACGACUGUCCAGGAAACAACUGCAGGAAUGGGGGGACCUGUGUGGACGGGGUUAACACCUACAACUGUCAGUGCCCCCCAGAUUGGACAGGCCAGUAUUGCACGGAAGAUGUAGAUGAGUGCCAACUGAUGCCAAACGCUUGCCAGAACGGCGGCACCUGCCACAACACCCACGGCGGGUACAACUGCGUCUGUGUGAACGGCUGGACGGGAGAGGACUGCAGUGAGAACAUUGACGACUGUGCCAACGCGGCCUGCAACAGCGGUGCCACCUGCCACGAUCGGGUGGCAUCUUUCUACUGCGAGUGUCCGCACGGCCGCACAGGUCUGCUCUGCCACCUGGAUGACGCAUGCAUCAGCAACCCCUGCAACGAAGGCUCCAACUGCGAUACCAACCCAGUGAAUGGCAGGGCCAUCUGCACAUGCCCGUCCGGCUACACCGGACCGGCCUGCAACUACGACGUGGACGAGUGCUCUCUGGGUGCCAACCCCUGUGAGCACGCUGGCAAGUGCAUCAACACCCAGGGGUCCUUUCAGUGCAACUGCCUCCCCGGCUACGCUGGACCCCGCUGCGAGAUUGACGUCAACGAGUGUCUCUCCAACCCUUGCCAGAACGAUGCCACCUGUCUGGACCAGAUUGGCGAAUUCCAGUGCAUUUGCAUGCCAGGUUACGAAGGGCAAUACUGUGAAAUCAACACGGACGAGUGUGCCAGCAGCCCCUGUCUACACAACGGCAAAUGCAUCGAUAAAAUCAACGAGUUUCACUGCGAGUGCCCCACAGGCUUCAAUGGGCACCUGUGCCAAUAUGACAUCGAUGAGUGCGCCAGUACGCCCUGCAGGAAUGGCGCCAAGUGCGUGGACGGGCCAAACACCUACACUUGCCAGUGUACAGAAGGUUUUACAGGACCGCAUUGUGAGGUGGACAUAGACGACUGCCAGCCCGACCCCUGCCACCAUGGUACCUGCGUUGACGGCAUCGCCACGUUUACCUGCGAGUGCAGAGCCGGCUACACCGGGAGGCGGUGCGACACCAACAUUAACGAGUGCCAGAGCACGCCGUGUCAGAACAGCGGCAAAUGCGUGGACAUGGAUAACAGCUACGUGUGCCAGUGUCUGAAAGGGACGACAGGGAUAAAUUGCGAGACCAAUUUAGAUGACUGCGCUAGUAACCCGUGCGACUCGGGGAAGUGUAUCGAUAAGAUUGACGGCUACGAGUGCACCUGCGAGCCGGGCUACACAGGAAAGAUGUGCAGCAUCAACAUUGACGAGUGUUCCAGCAAUCCGUGCCGCAACGGCGGAACGUGCGAAGAUCUCGUCAACGGCUUCAAGUGCACGUGCCCCGAAGGUUAUCAAGGGCAAAUGUGCCUGUCCGAAGUGGACGAGUGCAGGAGCAACCCUUGCAUCCACGGGUUGUGCCGCGAUGGCAUCAACGGGUACAAGUGCGACUGCGACUCUGGCUGGAGCGGCACCAACUGCGACAUCAAUAACAACGAAUGCGACUCCAACCCGUGCAUGAACGGUGGGACCUGUAAGGACAUGACCAGCGGGUACAUCUGCGCCUGUAGGGAGGGCUUUAGCGGACUAAACUGCCAGACUAACAUCAAUGAGUGCGCGUCCAACCCUUGUCUGAACCAGGGGACGUGCAUUGAUGGCGUGGCCGGUUACAAGUGUAAUUGCAUGCUACCUUAUACCGGGGCCACCUGUGAGGAUGUCCUAGCGCCCUGUGGGAACAGCCCGUGUAAAAAUGGAGGCAGAUGCCAAGAGUCCGAUGACUACGAAAGCUUUUCCUGCAUGUGCCCGGUGGGCUGGCAAGGGCAAACAUGCGAGAUCGAUAUCAACGAAUGCGUCAAAAGCCCGUGCCGAAACGGUGCGGUGUGCCAGAACCUCAACGGGAGCUACCGGUGCAAUUGUAAGCCUGGUUACACCGGCAGGAACUGCGAGACGGAUAUCAACGACUGCCAGCCAAAUCCGUGUCACAACGGAGGAUCCUGCUCAGACGGCAUUAACGCUUUCUUCUGCAACUGUUUACCCGGCUUCCGUGGGCCAAAAUGUGAAGAGGAUAUUAACGAGUGUGCCAGCAAUCCGUGCAAGAAUGACGCCAACUGCACAGAUUGUGUAAACAGCUACACCUGCACCUGCCCGUCCGGAUUUAGUGGCAUUCACUGUGAGAUCAAUACUCCCGACUGCACAGAAAGCUCUUGCUUCAAUGGCGGCACCUGCGUGGAUGGCAUCAACACGUUCACCUGUCUGUGCCUGCCGGGCUUCACUGGCAGCUACUGCCAACAUGACAUCAAUGAGUGUGACUCCAAACCCUGCCUGAACGGUGGGACGUGCCAGGACAGCUAUGGAACCUACAAGUGCACCUGUCCACAGGGCUACACCGGCCUUAACUGCCAGAACUUGGUGCGUUGGUGCGACUCCUCUCCCUGUAAAAAUGGAGGAAAAUGCUGGCAGACGAACAACCUGUAUCGCUGUGAGUGCAACAGUGGCUGGACCGGCCUGUACUGCGAUGUGCCGAACGUUUCCUGCGAGGUGGCAGCCAUACAACAAGCUGUCGACGUGCACAGUCUGUGCCGAAACUCUGGCUCGUGCCGGGACACCGGGAACACGCACUACUGCCAUUGUCAGCCGGGUUACACCGGCAGCUACUGCGAAGAACAAGUAGACGAGUGCUCCCCCAAUCCUUGCCAGAACGGGGCCACCUGUACGGACUACCUGGGAGGCUACUCCUGUGAGUGCGUUGCCGGCUAUCACGGAGUCAACUGCUCGGAAAAAAUUAACGAGUGUCACUCUCACCCCUGCCAAAAUGGAGGAAAUUGUAUCGACAUGCUCAACACUUAUAAAUGUUCCUGUCCCAGAGGGACCCAGGGUGUUCACUGCGAAAUUAAUAUAGAUGACUGCAAUCCGCUGUACGAGGGCCCCAACCAGAAGCCUAAAUGUUUUAAUGGGGGCAAAUGUGUAGACCGCGUGGGAGGCUACCACUGCAUCUGCUUGCCGGGCUUUGUGGGAGAGCGCUGCGAGGGCGAUGUGAACGAGUGCCUCUCAAACCCUUGCGACGCCCGCGGAACCCAGAACUGCAUCCAGCUGGUCAACGAUUACCGGUGCGAAUGCCGGCAGGGGUUCACAGGGAGGCGCUGUGAGGCACUGCUUGAUGGAUGUAAAGGAAUGCCUUGCAGAAAUGGCGGAUCUUGUGCCAUUGCCACCAACACGGAGCGCGGCUUCAUCUGCAAGUGUCCCCCGGGAUUCGACGGUGCCACUUGUGAAUACGACACUCGGACGUGCGGAAACCUUCGCUGUCGGAACGGCGGUACCUGUAUACCUUCGCUAAAGACCAGUAAAUGCGUGUGCGUGGAUGGAUACACCGGUCCUGUCUGCCAAUUUCCGCCCAGCAGCCCGUGCAAUUCAAACCCAUGUUAUAACGGUGGGACGUGCAAGUACCUUCCUGAGGAGCCUUACUACCAGUGCGUCUGUCCACGGAACUUCAACGGGCUCUUCUGCCACAUGCUGGACUUUAGUUUUCAAGGUGGACCAGGGCAAAGCAUCGACCCACCCACAGUCAAGGAGGACUGCGGGAUUGAUUUGUGCGCUUCACAGGCUGGGAACCAGAUCUGCAACGCCAAGUGCAACAGUCACGCCUGCGGCUGGGACGGAGGGGACUGCUCGCUCAACUUCAAUGACCCCUGGAAGAACUGCCCCCCAGCGCUGCAGUGCUGGAAGUACUUUAACGAUACCAAGUGUGACUCCCAGUGUAACAUCGCGGGAUGUCUCUAUGAUGGCUUUGAUUGCCAGAAAGGGGAAGUUCAAUGCAAUCCUCUCUAUGACCAGUACUGCAGGGACCACUUCCAGGACGGCCACUGUGACCAGGGCUGCAACAACGCAGAGUGCGAGUGGGAUGGCCUGGACUGCGCUAACAACAUGCCGGAGAAACUGGCCGAGGGCACCUUAGUGUUGGUGGUCCUGAUGCCUCCAGAGAGGCUGAAGAACAACUCCUUCAAUUUCCUCAGAGAGUUGAGCCGUAUCCUCCAUACCAAUGUGGUGUUCAAGAAAAACGAGAAUGGCGAAUACAUGAUCUUCCCAUACUACGGCAACAAGGAGGAGCUGAAGAAACAUCACAUUAAAAGGUCAACGCAGGAGUGGUCCGAGGCCCCCGGAGCCAUCUUCAGCAGAGUGAAGGAUUCGCUGAUCCCUGCACGGUACCGGAGGGAGUUGGACCAGCUGCAGAUUAAAGGAUCCAUUGUCUACUUGGAAAUAGAUAAUCGUCAGUGCUUCCAGGCUUCAUCGCAGUGUUUCAACAGCGCCACUGACGUAGCGGCUUUCCUCGGGGCUCUGGCCUCUCAAGGGAUUCUGGACAUCCCGUACAAGAUUGAAGCUGUAAAAAGUGAAACGGUCUCUCCGCCGACCAAAUCUCCGCUCUAUCCUGGUUUGGGCGUGGGGGCGUUCGCUCUCCUGGUAAUCUUCAUCGCGGUGGGGGUGAUCGUGAAUAAGAAGAGGCGCCGGGAGCACGGUCAUCUGUGGUUUCCCGAGGGUUACAUCGCCAAAGAGUCCAACAAAAAGAAACGCCGGGAGCCCCUUGGGGAAGAUUCCGUGGGUUUAAAGCCGUUGAAAAAUGGCGCAGAUGGUUCUUUGAUAGACGAUAAUCAGAAUGAGUGGGGAGAUGAGGAAGCUCUGGACAACAAGAGAUUCAGGUUUGAAGAUCAAGUGAUGCUCCCUGAUAUUGGAGAUCAGACUGACCAUAGACAAUGGACCCAACAACAUCUGGAUGCCGCCGACCUCCGAGCUCCGUCUAUGGCGCCAACACCCCCGCAGGGCGAGAUAGACGCUGACUGCAUGGACGUUAACGUGCGCGGGCCGGACGGCUUCACCCCACUUAUGAUCGCGGCUUGUAGCGGUGGAGGAUUGGAGACAGGAAACAGCGAGGAAGAAGAGGAUGCCUCUGCCAACAUGAUCUCGGACUUCAUCGGUCAAGGCGCCAAUCUCCACAACCAAACGGACCGAACCGGAGAGACAGCGCUUCACUUGGCUGCGCGGUACGCUCGUGCGGACGCUGCCAAACGGCUGCUUGAGUCCAGCGCAGAUGCCAAUGUCCAGGAUAACAUGGGCCGGACUCCCCUCCACGCCGCUGUAGCGGCUGACGCUCAAGGUGUCUUCCAGAUUCUUAUCCGGAACAGAGCGACAGACCUGGAUGCCCGCAUGUACGAUGGCACAACCCCACUGAUCCUUGCAGCCCGCUUGGCCGUAGAGGGCAUGGUGGAAGAACUCAUCAGCUCCCACGCCGACGUGAACGCGGUGGAUGAACUAGGAAAAUCCGCCUUGCACUGGGCAGCUGCUGUAAAUAACGUGGACGCUGCCUCAGUCCUCUUGAAAAAUGGUGCUAACAAGGACAUGCAAAAUAACAAGGAAGAGACACCGCUGUUUCUGGCAGCAAGGGAAGGGAGCUACGAGACGGCAAAAGUGCUUCUGGAUCACUACGCCAACCGGGACAUCACGGACCACAUGGACAGGCUCCCCCGCGACAUCGCCCAAGAACGCAUGCAUCACGAUAUUGUCCGGCUACUGGAUGAUUACAACCUUGUGAGGAGUCCACAGCUGCACAAUGGCCAAUUAGGAGGUCCAACCUUAUCGCCUCCCAUCUGCUCCCCCAAUGGAUACAUUGGGAGCAUGAAGCCAGCAGUACAAGGGAAGAAGGCUCGAAAACCAAGCGCCAAGGCUCCUGGUUGCAAAGAUUCAAAGGACCUUAAAGCCAGGAGGAAAAAGUCCCAAGAUGGCAAAAAUGGAAUUCUAGAUUCCAACAGCUCUGGGGUGCUAUCUCCUGUUGACUCAUUGGAGUCACCCCAUGGGUACUUGUCGGAUGUUUCAUCUCCUCCCUUGAUGACCUCUCCAUUUCAGCAGUCUCCAUCGAUGCCGCUCAACCACCUCACCAACCUGCAGGAUGCGCACAUAAGCAUGAAUCACCUCAAUAUGACGGCUAAGCAGGAAAUGGUUGGCGGAUCUAACCGAAUGGCUUUUGAGUCCAUGGCGCCCCGUCUUGCACACCUUUCUGUCUCUAGCCCCAGUGCUGUACUGAACGGCAGCUCCAUGCAGUUCACCGUGGGUGGAGCGACCGCGAUGAAUGGCCAAUGUGACUGGUUGACAAGACUGCAGAACAGGAUGGUCCCUAACCAGUACAACCCUUUGAGAAAUAACAUCCAGCAAGGCGGGCAUCCACAAAGCCAGGCCCUCCAGCACGGCCUGAUGACGUCGCUGCAUACCGGUCUGCCAGCAUCUGCUCUGUCGCAGAUGAUGACCUAUCAGGCUAUGCCUAACGCACGGAUGGCCAACCAACCCCACCGUCUGCAAGCCCAGCAGAUACAACAGAUGCAGCAACAAAACCUCCAGCUGCAGCAACAAAGUAUCCAACAGCAACAGCAGCACAAUGCCACCUCUGCUUCCAGCGGCCAUAUUGGUGCUACCUUCUGUGGCGCUGAUCUCACUCAAUCAGACAUGCAGCAGAUGACGAGCAAUGGUCUUCAUGCCAUUAUGCCCCAGGACACCCAGAUCUUAACAAGUUCUCUGCCAACCACUCUCACCCAGUCUAUGACUACUACCCAGUUCCUAACACCGCCAUCCCAGCAUAGUUAUUCUUCCCCCAUGGACAAUACUCCCAGCCACCAGUUGCAGGUGCCGGACCAUCCUUUCCUAACGCCAUCUCCCGAAUCACCUGACCAGUGGUCAAGCUCCUCCCCUCAUUCCAACAUAUCUGAUUGGUCAGAAGGUAUAUCCAGUCCACCUACAAAUAUACAGUCUCAGCAUAACCACAUUCCUGAAGCUUUCAAAUAAAUGAUACAAACUAGCGUUCUAAAGGGUGGCCAUUUGCUGGGGCAAAUGUUAGACACUGGGAUGGACUGAAGGACAUGUUUGUUAUUUUAAAAAAUUUUGAUACAAUUUUAUAUGCGAGAGAAUUGAACAAUUUGACAUUUUUAAUAUUUAUUUACUUGCCUAUGAUCCAAACCCUGAAACACUGCCCUUUUUAUUUUUAUUUUUUUUAUUUAUACGUUGUUGUUAGUAUCAUUGCUCUUUAUUUUUUAAACAAAGUUUUAUUCGAAGCUUAUGAUAUUCUUGCCUUUUUAAAUGAUUGAAGCGUAUAGAUUUUGUUUAUUGUGCAAAAUGUAAUAACAAAUUCUUAAAAUUAAAAUGGGUAUUUAUUCUGUAUUUUUUUUUUUUUCCCCUUUCACCCGGAACUAUUGCAAAGAACAAACAAAUGCAAUAUUCCCAGCAAAUUAAAAAUACAUAAAAAUCAAUAACAUUGUACAUGUUUUGUAAAGUGUAAAAACAUUAAAAAAAAAUAUUUUAUAAGCAUGUUUUUUUUCUGGGCUAACAUGCCAUUUAUUCUGACAGAUUUUCCAGUAUUAUAGGGAGUUGUACAUUAAGCUAGAAUGUGUUUAUUUUUUAUUUUUCUUUUCUACGUGAAAACACUCAUUGCUUCUAAAACCAUUUUCUAGAUUAUAAUGAUUUGGAAAUUUGCUGCCAACAAAAAAAAAUAAAAAAUAUAUAUAAUACAAAUCACAUUGGAAAGUAAACUUUGAAUCAAGAACAGAUUUUCAGUUUGCUGCUCACAGACAUUUCAUUUUUAUUUUUUAUUUUAUUUUUUAUUGUAAAGAGAAACUUGUGACAGGACUGAAAUAUACUGUGAUUUUAGCCCAACGUCAACUUUUUUUCAAUAUUUUUUUCUUUUCUUAUUUGCAUAAAAUGGGCCUCUUAAAUGUUUUGACCUCUUUCCUUGGGGGUCUUGGGUCCAUUUAUGUUGGAAUUGGUGACUCUGAAAGACAACCACACACAAGGAAGUGAUCUUUUGGUACAAGCCUGUGGCAUAAUGUUUUCUAAGCUUUGUACAUAUAUAUAUAUAUAUAUAUAUAUUGUAGGUUUUGUUUAAAAAAUCUACGUGAAUAUCCUGAUUUGUAUCACGUAUCGGGUUACAUACUUUUCUGGGCUGGCGGUUCACAGAUGCGCAACCUCCAUCUUUCUGAAGACCUUUCGCCAACGCACAUUCUGUUGGAUUUACAUUGUGGGAAAGACCUUCCCUGCGCUGACUGGUUCAGAAUAAAAUGUAUAACUGUAUUAUAACUUUAGCAAAAGAGUUGAUCGCUUUAGUCCUUUAAUUUCCCACCUCUAAUGUGUUAUAUUGAUAAGGAUGAGCAGGAAGAGGAUGAUAUAUCGAUGUAUAGAAGACCCCAAAAGACCAUAGUCUAGUGACAUAUAUUGUAUCUACCUGCAAAGUUGUAGAUUGCAAAACCAUUGUUUGUUUUUUUUAACUGCUUUUGUAAACUGAUGUCUUUUGUUAUAAUAAAACAAUUGCAAACCAAA